Molecule: messenger RNA, 12169 nt
Organism: Lepisosteus oculatus (spotted gar)
Lineage: Eukaryota; Metazoa; Chordata; Actinopteri; Semionotiformes; Lepisosteidae
Product: receptor tyrosine-protein kinase erbB-4
Biological process (GO): multicellular organism development; positive regulation of kinase activity; neurogenesis
Cellular component (GO): basal plasma membrane; signaling receptor complex; plasma membrane
Molecular function (GO): epidermal growth factor receptor binding; ATP binding; transmembrane receptor protein tyrosine kinase activity
Source: RefSeq, a predicted model, not a curated record
CUCUGCAGAGAGUAAUGGCAUGAGCUUAGCACUGCAAUCAGGGCAAGCUACUGUAUACCACGCUGUGGAAAGUACAUUACUACUGUGCGAACUUCGGCAAAUCUUUUCAAGGCACAAACAGGACUAAGACACACCUGGAGGAGACAUAUUUACGUUUCAAACCGUGCAUCGAAACCCUGUCAUCAGCUCAAGAUUUCUUUUGUCCAUUAAAAAAUAAAUAAAUAAACGGGAUAUGUUGCUGGACAUGUGAAUUUAAGGAGUAACUGCUACCCCCCAAAAAAAUGAAGCCAACCACUCUGUACUGCUUCGGCUUGCUGUUCAGUUUUGUGAUCGUCAGGAUCAGCUCAUCGCAGUCAGUAUGUGCUGGGACAGAAAACAAGCUGAGCACGCUGUCAGACCUGGAGCAGCAGUACCGGACUCUGCGCAAAUACUAUGAGAACUGCGAGGUGGUUAUGGGAAACCUGGAGAUCACCAGUAUUGAUCGCAACCGAGACCUCUCCUUCUUACGGUCAAUACGGGAGGUGACAGGCUACGUGCUGGUGGCUCUGAACCAGUUUGACUACUUGCCACUGGAAAAUCUGCGGAUCAUCCGCGGCACUAAGCUGUACGAGGAUCGGUACUCCCUGGCCAUUUUCCUUAACUACCGCAAAGAUGGCAACUUUGGCCUGCGUCAGCUUGGACUGAAGAACCUCACAGAAAUCCUCAAUGGCGGUGUGUAUGUGGACCAGAACAAGUUCCUGUGCCACGCCGACACCAUCCACUGGCAAGAUAUUGUCAAGAACCCACGCUCAGAGCUCCUAGUCGUGCCCACCAACAGCAGCAUUGGAUGUGGGCGGUGCCACAGGUCGUGCACAGGGCGCUGCUGGGGACCGCGGGAGGAUCAGUGCCAGAGCCUGACAAAGACCGUAUGCGCAGAGCAGUGUGAUGGCAGGUGUUUUGGGCCAUAUGUCAGUGACUGCUGCCACCGGGAGUGUGCUGGGGGCUGCUCUGGGCCUAAAGACACAGACUGCUUCGCCUGCACAAACUUCAAUGACAGUGGGGCCUGUGUCACCCAGUGUCCACAGCCCUUUGUGUAUAACCCCACCACCUUCCAGCUGGAGCACAACCCGAAGGCCAAGUACACCUAUGGGGCGUUCUGUGUCAAGAAGUGCCCACACAACUUUGUGGUGGAUCACAGCUCCUGUGUACGUGCCUGCCCCAGCAACAAAAUGGAGGUGGAGGAGAACAGGAUUAAAAUGUGCAUUCCCUGCACAGACAUUUGUCCCAAAGCUUGUGAUGGCAUUGGUACAGGCAGCCUACAGUCAGCACAGACCGUGGACUCCAGCAACAUAGACAAGUUUGUGAACUGCACAAAGAUCAAUGGGAAUCUGGUCUUUCUCAUCACAGGCAUAAAAGGGGAUGUGUAUCAUGGCAUCGAGGCGCUCGACCCAGAGAAGCUCAAUGUGUUCAAGACCGUACGAGAGAUCACAGGCUUCCUGAACAUCCAGUCCUGGCCUGAGAACAUGACCGACUUCAGUGUAUUCUCCAACCUGGCCACCAUCGGGGGCAGAUCAUUGUACAGCGGGAUCUCAUUGCUGAUCCUCAAGCAGCAAUGGAUCUCCUCUCUGCAGCUCCAGUCGCUGAAGGAGAUCAGCGCAGGGAACGUCUACAUCACCAACAACACCCAGCUGUGCUACUACCACACUGUCAACUGGACCAGUCUGUUCAGGACCAGCAACCAGAAGGCCCUCAUCCGUAACAACCGAGACUCCAAUGAGUGCAUUGCAGACAGGAUGGUGUGCAACCCUCUGUGUUCGGAUGAUGGUUGCUGGGGCCCAGGGCCAGACCAGUGCCUGUUCUGCCGAUUCUUCAGCCGAGGGAAGACCUGUGUGGAUUCCUGCAACCUCUACGAAGGGGAUAUCCGGGAGUUUGCCAAUGGAUCAGUGUGCCUGGAGUGUGACUCCCAGUGUGAGAAGGCAGAGGAUAAUAUGUUAACCUGCCAUGGCCCGGGCCCAGAUCACUGCGCGAAGUGUUCUCAUUUCAAAGACGGCCCCAACUGUGUGGAGAAAUGCCCCGAUGGCCUGCAAGGUGCCAACAGCUUCAUUUUCAAGUACGCUGAGGCCAACAAUGAGUGCCACCCCUGCCACUCCAACUGCACCCAGGGGUGCGUCGGACCACGAAUCCAAGACUGCAUAGGGAUGAUGGAUAGGACUCCCCUCAUAGCAGCGGGUGUGAUCGGAGGCCUAUUUGUGGUAGUCAUCGUGGCACUGAGUGUGGCUGUUUACAUUCGCCGGAAGAGCAUUAAGAAGAAAAGAGCCCUACGAAGAUUUCUGGAGACAGAGCUGGUGGAGCCCCUGACUCCCAGUGGCACGGCCCCCAAUCAAGCCCAGCUACGCAUUCUGAAAGAGACGGAGCUUAAGAAGGUGAAGGUGUUGGGCACGGGGGCUUUUGGUACUGUUUACAAGGGUAUCUGGGUUCCAGAAGGAGAGUCUGUGAAAAUCCCUGUGGCCAUAAAAAUCCUCAAUGAAACUACAGGACCCAAAGCCAAUGUGGAGUUUAUGGAUGAGGCUCUGAUCAUGGCCAGCAUGGAGCAUCCUCACUUGGUUCGCCUGCUGGGGGUGUGUCUAAGCCCCACCAUCCAGCUGGUCACUCAGCUCAUGCCUCACGGCUGCCUGCUGGACUAUGUAAAUGAGCACAAGGACAACAUUGGAUCGCAGCUGCUGCUCAACUGGUGUGUCCAGAUUGCCAAGGGGAUGAUGUACCUGGAGGAGAGAAGGCUGGUCCACAGAGACUUGGCAGCCAGGAAUGUGCUGGUUAAAUCACCCAAUUACAUCAAGAUCACGGAUUUUGGCCUAGCACGCCUGCUGGACGGGGACGAGAAGGAGUACAACGCUGAUGGGGGCAAGAUGCCAAUCAAGUGGAUGGCACUGGAGUGUAUCCACUACAGGAAGUUCACGCACCAGAGUGACGUGUGGAGCUAUGGAGUAACUAUUUGGGAGCUGAUGACUUUCGGAGGGAAGCCCUACGAUGGAAUUCCAACCCGGGAAAUCCCAGACAUCCUGGAAAAGGGGGAGCGCCUUCCUCAGCCACCCAUCUGUACCAUAGAUGUGUAUAUGGUCAUGGUGAAAUGCUGGAUGAUUGACGCGGACAGCAGACCCAAGUUCAAGGAGCUGGCAGCAGAAUUCAGCAGGAUGGCUCGGGACCCGCAGCGCUAUCUGGUCAUUCAGGGGGAUGACCGAAUGAAGCUACCCAGCCCCAAUGACAGCAAGUUCUUCCAGAGCCUGUUGGAUGAGGAGGAGCUAGAUGACUUGAUGGAUGCAGAGGAGUAUCUGGUCCCUCAGGCCUUCAACCUCCCCCCUCCAUCGUACACCCCCCGUCCUCGUGUUGACUCCAACAGGAAUCAAUUUGUGUACCGGGACGGGGGCUUUAAUGCAGAGGAAAUGAUUCCAGCUCUCCCACGGGCUGUCCAGCCUGGUGCCGCCCCUGAGCCUCCGGCAGUGCAGGGGGCAACCCUGGAGUCGUUCGAUGACCCGCGGUGCAAUGGUACACUGAGGAAGCAAGUGUCCCCACGGCAAUGUGAGGACAGCAGCACCCAGCGCUACAGCGCAGACCCCACUGUCUUCCUGGGGGAGCGCAGCCCACGAGGAGAGAUGGACGAGGAUGGGUACAUGACGCCCAUGAAGGACAAGACGCCCACAGAUUAUCUGAACCCAGUAGAGGAAAACCCCUUCGUCACACGCCGCAGGAAUGGAGACGUUCAUGCACUGGACAACCCAGGAUACCACAGCGCCCCCAAUGGGCAACCCAAGGUGGAAGACGAGUACGUGAACGAGCCUCUGUACCUCAACACGUUCCACAACAAGGCUGAGAAGAACCCCGAAUUCCUCAAGAAAAAUGAGUUGCCCCCCCCUGUCACUGCCACCACCACGGGCACCAUGGUUGACAAGAAGCCGAAAAAGACUUUUGACAAUCCCGAAUACUGGCACCACAGUCUUCCCCCCAAGGCCACCCUACACAACCCAGAUUACCUACAGGAAUGCAACACCAAGUUCUUCUACAAACAGAAUGGGCGCAUAAGGCCAGUGGUAGCGGAGAACCCAGAGUACUUGUCCGAGUACGCUCUGAAGCCUAGCACAGUGCUGCCACCCCCACCAUACCGUCAGAGGAACACUGUGGUGUAGCGGCUGGGGUGUGUGCUUUCUCCAGCUAGCAGGAGGAAGGGGCCUGGUCUUCAUAGCCUUUUUCCUUUGCGAGCAUUCUGAGACUUUGUGUUUCCUCCCAACUGGAAGAAAACAAUUCCAAAAGAAAUGAAAAGAGACGAUACAUCACUGGGACGCCCACUUGAAGCAGCAUUCCUCCAACUAGCUGUGGAAGAGGACUUUGCACUUCAGUCAAUCUGAAGCAAGCAUCAGACUCUCCUGGUUACCUUCCCAAUUUCUUGAGAAAUGAACAACAAAAAGAACUGAGUGCUUCUUAGCGUGGCCCUCAUUUCCUGCUUGCAAGAGGCAACAACAAACACAGUUUGUUGAAGGCUGGGUGUGGCACAUUGGCCCUGAAUAAUUCUGUUCAUCUUCCCCGUCUUCAUACAAAUGAGCAAAGUUCAAGCAAUAUGGAGACAAGCAGCCAUGUUAUAUAAAGGCUGUUCCAACAGCAGUCAGUUGUUUAAACCUGAAAACUCAUGCUUUGGACACUGACAAAGGAACUUUGCAUUAAAACCUGCAGAGCUUGUGUAGAUGAAAAAAAGAAAACCACUGGGUGGUGAUUUUAAAAUGGGUUUAGGUCCCCAACUAUUGUUCAGUUAAUAAGAGGGUCCUACUCUUGAGCUUCUUUUAUAACUAUAAUUCCUAGCCAACUGACUGACCUUUUAUGUAAAGGAAAAUGAACCAGUACAUAAAGAAAUAUUUACAUUUCUGAUAUAUAUAAUUUUUUUAAAUUAGUACAGUACUGGUUCGGUAGAUAAUUCACUUUAUUUUCAGUGUACACAGCCCUGUGUAAUACGCAGAAUGGUCAAUCUCCUCGGGUUCAUCAGUUUGUAUGUGCUUUCACUAUGCUGUUAUGAUUAUAUGAUGAGAUACUCAUCUGCAUUUGACUUAUUACUUAUGGCUUAUGUAAUAGCACAUUUAUCGUCCCCCAAUAAAGGUUCAGUCAAAACUAGCAAAGUGCAAUAUGUUAUGCUGAAGAAUCUCAAUAAUAGAAUAUGCAUAUGAAUUAUGGUUUUAAACAGAAGCUCUACUUGGGACAGUAACCACUACAGGUGGUUCCAAUUAAGGAACAAUACAGUCACAUCAUAAAUGCAGAGAAUACAAUUAUGGUUGUUCAUAUAAUAACUGGAAUUAAUGAAGUCUCUUCCUUUGAUGACAGUGUGAAGUGAACCCCCAAACAAAGCUGCAGCCAUUGUCUGCCCAGUACUGCAGCAUCAGAGAAUAUAUUGACCACAAAUUGUAGGGUGGCUCAAUCCAUAGUGACUACGAGGACAUCAGUGAAUGUCUUCUACAGUUUCAUCUUGGCUUACAAAAUGAACAAAAAAGACCAUGACCAAUACUUUAACAAGUAUUUUAAAAAGUUGCAUAUCAUCUUUAUAGAAGACAUCUUCAAUUCAACUGCUAGAAUUACUUCAUUUUUUCCAAGUUAAUGGAUUUUUUAAUUCACAGGGAGCCAUUGAACAGAAACCCACACAUAGACUCGUGGACACUCAAACACACACAGAAGGAUAUUUCAUAUUAUAUAUGAAACUUGUGGCAUAAAAUCUGUAAUAUUCCAUGUUAUGUACAAAAGGCUCGACAGCAAACUUUUUAGUUUGUAGAGGUUCAUGGGACUGUGAAGGAAGAAACACUUACCUUUUGUGUUACCGCUUUAAUGAAGAAUGCAAGUGAGGUUAGGGAGAGAUGAGCCUGAGACUCAUCAAAAUUAGACGCUGGUUUUAAAGGCACAUUAGCAAGUCUCUUUUCUAUUCUGUAAUUAAGUCAUUGCCUCAUGGUGAAGCCUUGAGAUCAAACUGCACUCUUGGGUCAUGGCUCUCAAACAGUUGUCGCACACUGUUCUGCAAGAGGAGAGGAUCAGCCAAGAGGACUACAGAAAUUCCACAUGAAAGUUGAUUUUAUUACUGCCAUAAGGUCUUCAGCUGUGAGGUACAAACUUGUGAGGAUGUAGCUUUAGAUCUACAUUCAGUAGUGAUUUAAAGUGCAGAACUAAGGGUUUUGGUGUUUUAAAUCUCGAAAACAGAAAACGUAUGAUGAUCACAAUAGCACCUGUGCAGUGUAACAGUAUAUUAAGCAGAGUAGUAGGAUGAGGAUUAUUUGUAAACUGCUUUUUAAGGAGACUUUGAUGGUGUGACAACUCAUCACCUUUGAAACAGGACAGAUUGUUCAAGGUGACCUCUGCAGCAGAGUUCACUUAUAACACACACUUCACCAGGGCCAGAUUAAAAUGGCAAAACAGAACUGUGCCAAAUGUUUUAAGGUAUGUUCAUUUAACUGUAGUUCAUUUUAAUAUAUGAAAGGGAGGAACUAUGAUAAAUUAAAACCAUUAAGAAGACCUUUUUAAAUAAUAAAAAUCUAACAGGCAGAAAUCAUUUCUAUUGAUCGCCAGCACCUUGUGUUACUGAGUACACUGCCAGGCACUUCUUUUGCUGCUAAAAUUAAUGCAAGAGCAUUUGAAAUCAUUCAACGUUGAUUUAUUUUGUAGAUUUUAAAGCACUUAAAGCUCUGGAGCAGCCUAAUCAAACACUUUCAAAAAUUCAAGCUAAUGCCACCAUUAUACAAGUUUUGAGUUUUUUUUCACUGCAGAAGACCUUUAGAAACAAUAUUGUCCAUGUUUUGCUAGAUUCGUACAACAUUAUAUUUUAAUAUUGGAAAUUAAUUGUAUUAAUUUUAUUUAUGUGUGUACAGAAUGAAGGUAGACCCUGGAUGGAGCACUUUAACUGGUUCUUAAGAUUUUAAUAACACAGGUGUUGUUUUGAAUGUUUGCAGCCGGAUUUCUUUUAAACCAGAUGUAGCUCAAAACAAGGUUAGGAUGUCAGGGAACACGAGUCCGAAUUUUGUAAUUUGCCAAAAUAAUUUGUUUACAAGACAGUAAAAAAGUAAGUAUAUUUUCCUUUAUGUAAAUGAAUAAUUUAUUACAGCCAAUUUAAUUACACUCGAGCUACUGAAUAUUAGAAGUAGUUGUCAGAUUGAGUCAAAUGUUGUUAAAUAUACUGGGUGCUUUAAAGUUUCUGACACAUUGUUCUGGGCUACAUGAUGCCUGAAUUGGAUACAAGACUUGUGCUUAUCAACACAUGUCCCGCUGUGGUCCUGUCACCAUUAAUGUGUUGAAUUCCAGUGUGUUUGUUCUCCGUCUAGUUGGGUUUUUUACAGCCUGGUGAAAAUGAAAUGGAUAAAUGCACUUUUUGUAACCUUAAAAACAGGGAUUUUAAAAGUAUGAGUAGGGCUGAUUUUAAAAUGAAAGAAUCUGGCUGUAACACACAUUUAGGUAGUUACUGUUCUGUGUUGUUAAAUGUUUAUUAUUAUUAUUAUUAUUAUUAUUAUUAUUAUUAUUAUUAUCGGUUUGAUUACAGACAAAAGAAACAUAUUUUAAUGUUAGGCCUUGCGAUGGUAAUAUCUUUGUCUUUCAGCUGCAUUUUGCGUCAAUACUGGUGCAUCACUUCUAACCAGUAAAACAAAUUCUAGCAAAACCCUGAUGGGUUUUCUUUAUUGAAAAUGUAUAAUGGUAUGAAUAUUCAUUCUCUGUGUCUCUCUUCUUCUUCACUGCCAUGAAAUACCGUUCUUACCCUCCUUAUGGCCAGAAUACAUUUUUAAUGGAUAUAUACUGUACAUUCCUUUAAGAAAAUGCAAAGGUUUCUCACAGUUUAGACAGCAAGUUGUACUUAAAAAACAGGUAUGUACUGUACUAGACUUGUAUCCCAGUCAGGUUGUAGUUCCACCUUCCAUCCUAUGAUGGCUGCGACCCAGGGAGACAUUAAAACUGAGGCGAUUAAAUAUCCGAAUUAGAACUAAAACAGAAUUGGAGUGGUACAUGCUAGUCUAAGUCUGAGCAUUAUAUAUUUUCUCUGCCCGAUUUUUGGAGGCAGUAUCCAUUGAGAAAAGCCCACUUUUCCCUUGAAAAAAAUGAAAAAAAUCACUAAUCCAAGUUCUGAUUCCUUUUCUAGCCAAGAAGCUCCCUCCCACUCAAUGUCAUAGAAAAAUUUACUUUGAGAAAACAAAGACAUUACCAUUCCAUUGUUAGUGUUUUCCUAAAAGAUUACAGCAUCAGUAACAGGAUGGUGAACUUAUCACCAGCCCAAGACAUACUCAUGUCUAUAGCUGUGGAUACUGGACUUUACUUUGCUGAAGGUAUUUUAAAAAUGUAGCAUACACUGUUACGGAUGUAAAGUGGGUUGAGUUUAAUUUAAAAUCAAAUAAGAAAGCAGCUACUGAGGAACAACUUGACCAAUGUCUGAAGUUACUGUUGGGGCAGACCAAUAUAUGUGGUAGCAACAGACUUGCAAUUAACUUUUCCAAAUCUGGUGUAGUGAUUAAUCUGUCAAGCUUCCUCCAUGUUUGUUUGUGUAUUGGAGACAUUUUGUGGACACAUGGUCAGAAGGAAAGAAAGACAACGGCCCAAUUUUAUUCAUAAGCAGAGGAUGGAAUAUAUUCAGAAAAAAAAAGAUUUUAAAGCUAUCCUCCAUAUACUGUAGCAAAUUAAGAACAUACUAUAGCUGCAUAAUGAGAGGCAAUAAAAAUGCAAACAAAUUAUUGUUGAAACCUCUCCAUAUAUAAGAAUAGUUGUGUCUAUUGUUAAUUAAUUAAUCGCUAGUAGUGGUUACUUACUACUAGGUAGAAAUUGUAGUAGUACUACUGUUUUGCUGGUCCUUUUAAAUACUUUGGCAGAGCACAGAUAUACUGAGAGACAGUAGAGAAUAUUUCCCUUGCUUCUGUCAGUUGCCUACAAGAAAAGACCAAACUCCCUUUUAUUUGUAACAGGAUAUAAAGAAUUUGUAAAUAGAAUUUACAACCCCUAGUCUAAAGUGUUACUGAUGUAACUGGAAUAUCAUGUAGCAUUUUGCUGGAAUUCAGCAGAUGGUUGAAAUUCAUGACUGUUAAAGCAACAAACUGGAGCACUUCAUUUUGAGUUCUCAGGUCAAGUCUCUUCUUUGUCCUUUUGUCUUCAACACCAACAGUCACACACUUCAAAAUCUUUUUUUUUUUCAUAAUCAAAAUUUACUUUCAGAUAAAAUCAGUAACAAUGCUGACUCAUAGCAGGCAACUGCUUCCCUUGUCUGUCAAAUACCCACUAACUACAUGAAGCUCCCAUUAACUUUUGGGACUGGGAGUUUGAAAAGGGCAACAGCCUCAUCACAGGUAACUCUUUCACUGGCGCUGGUUCAAUAUAAUUGGGUUCACUGCACAAAGCCCAGUUCCUCUUGUAGCUCUUUUAAAACACAUUAGCACAGCACAGAGUUCCUGAGAGGUUGAGAGAAGAUUUCCCUUGCCAUUUUCGUUAGUCUAGAAGAGAAGACAAAUGGACCAUUUGAUAGAAAGUGCAAGUCCAUUCUCACUUAUGAACCUGUCUUGGUCAUUUGGAUUCUUUUCAUUUUUCAGUUUAACCAACAUCAAGCUGCCUGCUAAACAUUUUCCGAACACAAUCAUCUCAGUUCACUAAGGUACUGUAUAAUGAUAGCCAAUACCUAUAAAUGGUAUGUAGUGACAACAGGGAGAAUACGGUUUCUGAAUAUGACCUUGAGUGCCAGACAGAUGAGUCUGGUGGAAUUGGAAUUACUGUAGGCAGAUUGAUUAAGGUCAUUAAUACCUUGUUUUUAAAUGGCUACUUUUGUUUAACUUCCAGGCAAACACCUUAUUUCUUUCAGUAACUGAGGUUUUGUUUUUAAUUUAGCAGCCCACAGAGAUAUUCAUUUCUGCAGAAACAUUACAAAAUGGGCCAUUAGAAAAAGCUAAAUUUCAGCAAUCUUCCUUUAAUAAAGAUCUAUGUGCAGGAUGUCUUAUAACUAAUGUAACAGUGUGAGUAUGCAAUUUGCUUCUGCAUUUCUCUUCAUUUCUAUAAGUUAAGUAACUUGUGCGUAAUUUUUAUUGCAUCAGCAGAACCUUAUAUGUUCAUGAUCGCCAGUAAACCGCUUUGCGUUGCAAAGAUUUCUGGAUCUUUUAUUGCAUUAAAUGUUUUUAUUAUGCUUCACCAUGUGCAAACAGGGCCAUUAUUUUAAAAAAUUCCCUGGCAUAAUCUUUGGUAUUCCUAUUUCUACAGUCUUUUUUGUUAUUAAUUUUAGCACACACUGACAGAUGUGGAGGAAGCACAUUGUUUUUUAUUAAUAAACUGAAGUUUGGUACAGUUGUUCCUCAAGAUUUACUGUACUACUGUACGCGAACUGAAAAAUGUGAAUAGUAUUUUUAUAGACUGCUGAAGAAUUGGCCAGAGUGCAUUUGUAAAUAAGGGGGAAUUGUUACAUUUUGGGAUUAUUUUCUUCUCACCUUGGAAUUGGUUUAUGUUGAACAUAAUUGUCUAUUAGUGAUACUUUUUUUCUGUAUAUAUCUGUAUUUUGGAUUGUGAUUUUUUAUUUGAAAAGCUCAUGAAUUUAGACAUUUUACUUGUGACUGUGUUUAGCACAAAUUGUAAUCGUGUUUUUAACUUCUGCACUUGCUCAUGUGGUAGGAGCUGCUUUUACUGUUUGAUGUAAUUUUAAGCCUUGUUUCCCUUCUCAUUUUCUUUUUCUGUAAAAUCAGCUGUAGAAAAUACUCUGACGCACUGUUGCAAUACCGGUUCCUGUUCUGAAUUUCUAAGCUCUGGCGCAGUCUCUCUCUAGAGCCUUAUUUCUUAGGUUGUGUUUCAGUAUUUGGUUCCUCCUUUAAUCCCCAGUGUUUGAUAUCUCUCUCCAUUUUUAUAAUUGGUGCAGUUGGGUUUUGUUACUGUGACCUCCUCCCAUGUUUGAACUGGGUAGAGAGCUAGCUGUAGGACCGACAGUGGCAGAGAGCACCUACCAGUGUUGCCAACAGCUGUUCCAAAAACUGUCCGGAAUAAACCAGAACGAGGUAGUCUCAGGGGCCAGCGUCAGUUAAGGAUUUUUAUUAAUUUAUGAACACGCCAAAACCCCAUUCAUGUGUUCUGUUGUCAGCUGGCAACUGAUAUGACCUUACUGGCCAGCCCCCCACACACAAACACUUUCUACAUCCCUCGUUUUUCACAGGGGGAGGGGGUGGGGGUCAGUGCUUGGAGAUGUUCAGACAAGCUCAGGCAGUCUCAUGGAAAAUAGCUUGUGACAAUUUAGCCACUAAUCUUUUUAAAUGUGGCGUGUUUUAAUUAGCUGAAAUGCGGGUUAACGAUGUAUAAUGCCUCUCAAAUGCUUUUCAGUCUAGUUGUUUGAAAAAAGCGUGAAGUUCAUUGAUAUAGGGCCUGCAGGAUUUUGCUCUGUUCUUCCUACAGUGUGUUAUCAUCCCCGGUUAUUGCAAACACUUGUCGCUUAAGAUAAGAGUAACAGCUGUAUACUCAUAAAACAUGCAACAUUUUCAGCUGACUGCUUUUGUAGGUUAUAACAAAGAAAACCACCUAUUCUUUUUAAUCCAGAAUGCCUUUUUCCUGAAAAGAGAAAUAACAAUAGAAAAGAGCAAUUUCCUGAAGUUUUUCUCAUUUGGAUUCAGUGCAUUUUCCCAUAUAAUUUGUAACAGAAUAAAGAAUUACCCUGAAUUCUAGUCAGGCCUUAUCUACAUCCUUUCUAAAAGUUAAUCAGAGAUAGGUAAGUCAGUCAGACCAGUACAAUGUAAAAUCAGCGAGCCUCAGAACAAUUCUAAUAAACGAGACCUCGGCGAAGCUUCACCACACAGUGUGAUAUCAUUCCUCUGUGGUGGAGAGUCUGCAUGCUCUUUCUGAAAAAUAGUGUGGCUGGGGGCGGGAUGAUUUCUGGUAUCCAAGAGCAAUAUCAGAAAAUUUUGGAGCUAGUUUAUCUUGAGGGUUUGCACGAUUUAAAAAAGACUGUCAGAGAGCUGCAAAGAGCUAGACUUUAAGCUUUGGAACUGUCUUGUACUCAGGUCCUGUAACAGUAAACGCAAUGAGGAGGUUGUGUUCAGGUUUCGUUUUGGACAAAAGCUCAGCCCAUGGAAAAAUGAAAUACUGUAGGUCCAUUACAAAGUACAAUCUCUCCUUGCAUCCUCUCUGCUAGUCUCAAAACAUGAAGCCAGGGGAAAUUGAUUAAAUUAGUUCCUUAAAGUUG